GUAGUUUGGCCUGAAUUAUUUGCCUUCGGCCGAAUUGAAUAAAGAAUUAGUCAUAGUUUGUAUAAGUUGGUCAGAUACCCCGCCGGAAAUUCUCCUUGAGACGACAUCGUUUCAUUAGUGACUUUUUCCUUUUUUUGAGCUCUGUUUAUGUGUAUCGUCGUCCUCUUCCUUCUUCCCUUUCUCACUCUCUGUCUUCUCUUUACUUCAACGUCCGCACCUCUCUCUCUCUCUCUCUCUCACACACACACACACACAGUCUCUGUCACACCCAAGAGCUUCAACUUCGACAGAAAGAAACAACUAUUCAAAUGCUGAAGACUAUUUUGUGCUAAUUGCAACCACAUUGUCCUUUUAGAAGAAUGUUGAUGUUGUAUGGAACAGAAGGAAAGAUGGAUGAAUUGUUGAAGAGUCAUAUGUUUGCAGCCCAUGCAAUUGCUGCAGCAGGAUCUAUCACAUUAGGCACUGUUCUCACUUAUCCUCUGGAUACUAUCAAGGUCCUUCUACAGGUCGGGUCAGGGCCCAGUAAACAAUUGACUACAGCUCAAGUUCUUGACAGAGUUCGAACUUUAUCAGGAAAUUUAGGUUUGUUCAACGGUCUUGGGUGGUGUACACUUGGAAGAAUCUCAGGUGUGGGAACUCGCUUUGGUAUUUAUGAAAUACUUACAGCUUUCUGCAAAGAUGGUCGAGAAGAUGAUUAUGUGCAUGCCUCUGAGGCCCUCAUGGCUGGAAUUGCGGCUGGUGCCAUGGAGUCAUUCAUAGCCUCGCCAUUUGAACUUAUUAAACUUCGUGCACAGGUGACUUCUGCUUCUCGCAUUCCAAGCUCUACUGCUGUUGCAGAAAAAAGUGCUGUUUCGCCUUUGAUUGCAAGAUUACUACGCGGUUAUUCUCCAGACAUCAGGUCAUUGAACCAUUCUGUUGGUCUUUUAUCCACCCUGACUGACAAACAUGCCAGUAUCAUUGGUGCCUUAAAAGGGUAUCCAUGGAUGUUGACUGGGUCUGGGAAGCCGCCAUCUGUUUAUGAUGUUCGCAGGCCUUUGGACAUAAUCUCUUUGGAAGGAUGGGGUGCUCCAUGGAGAGGUCUCCGAUCAGGAGUAGUUCGAGAUUCCAUAUUUGGCGGCAUAUUCUUUUCAAGCUGGCAAUUCCUACACACAGCAAUGCUUAAUUGGAAGGCAGUUGAAAUGGAUCCUCCACCAAGUAUUGCACUGAAAAUAGCUCAUGUUGGUAUGCGUCACAAGGUGUCUGGCGGUUCUUCCAACUCAUCACCUGAUUUGGUAACCACCUUCAAUUGCUCGCCCCUGAUCAGGUCAUGCUUGCAAGGUCCUUGCUGCAUGUCUUACCCAACGAUGCUAAGGCUUGGGGGCACACGGCUUGCUGAGCCCUUGGUGCCCUUAGCCAUCACCACUCCCUCAUAUAUGCUUCACCAAGGUUUUCCAAAGAGACAUGAGCAGCAUCUUUUGAACCGAGAUUACAGAACUUCUUGUACUAGUGCUUGUAGGGUUAUUCUCGAGUGGUCUGAUGGAGAAAUUGGUCCACUGUCUCCUCUAGCUGUUAGUCUUGCAGCUGGGUUUUCUGGUUCAAUUGCUGCUGCUGCUUCUCAUUGUUUCGAUACUGCUAGAAGUCGAGCACAAUGUACUGUGCUGCCCAAGUUUGGUCACUUUCAAAGUGUAUCUGUAAAAUUUGGAAUCAUGACUACCGAUAUUAAGGGUGCUGGAGUUCUUAGUUAA
Ilex paraguariensis (yerba mate) is the source of this 1724-nucleotide messenger RNA. The record is from the annotation of a GenBank genome assembly. Lineage: Eukaryota; Viridiplantae; Streptophyta; Magnoliopsida; Aquifoliales; Aquifoliaceae.